ACACUACUAGUACUUCUUGUUGGGAAAUUCAUUUACCUCUUUCAUCUCGCGGGAAACCAAUCGAUUCAUCCUCAGGAAUGUCAACUCAGCAUCGUGAAACCUACCCCAAUGACAGAGAGAAUGACGAAAAUAAGAUAUCAAUGAAGGGUCCAGGGUUUUGUCUAGAAAUCGAUCCAUCCAGGUUAACAAAUAUUUCCUUUUCAUACCUGAAUCAAAAUGGAAUAAAGAAACAGAUAGUGCUGGAUAUCAGAGACGAAAAAGAGGUCUUGACAGUCGGUGUACAGCCUCAGGACGAAAGAAACAUCGAAGUGGGACUAGGCGCUGCUCUGGAAAGUUCGGGGUCGGAGACACGGGAUGAAGAAAUGUCCGAGAUAGGACCACUGCGAUCUGAUGAAGGGAGGCAAGUUUCUCUGGGAUUGCCAGAGGAGUGAUCACGGAACAUAAUUAGCUUGGAGGGGG
This is a messenger RNA of Lytechinus pictus (painted urchin), 459 nucleotides long. RefSeq lists its product as uncharacterized. The record is from RefSeq and is a predicted model, not a curated record. The coding region runs from base 78 to 431 and encodes 117 amino acids. The transcript is spliced from 5 exons. Lineage: Eukaryota; Metazoa; Echinodermata; Echinoidea; Temnopleuroida; Toxopneustidae.